Molecule: messenger RNA, 1572 nt
Organism: Impatiens glandulifera
Lineage: Eukaryota; Viridiplantae; Streptophyta; Magnoliopsida; Ericales; Balsaminaceae
Product: QWRF motif-containing protein 3
Exons: 6
Coding region: 1-1572 (523 amino acids)
Biological process (GO): spindle assembly; centrosome cycle
Cellular component (GO): centrosome; cytoplasm; nuclear microtubule
Molecular function (GO): microtubule binding
Source: RefSeq, a predicted model, not a curated record
AUGCAGUCCGAUCACUCCAUAAAGCAACGCCGGCUGAAAUCACGGGAAGUUAGUUCUCGGUUUCUGUCACCGCCGUCGUCAGACACCGGUACAUCUUCUCCGACGAGACGCGUUCUUUCUCCCCUGCGACAAAAACAGAGUUCGUCGCCGUCGUCGUCUGAUCAGAAGUUCACUUCGAGAAGACAUACGAGCUUUGGAAACGGCAGCGGAAUCAACCACGGACUAUGGCCUUCUUCUUCCUCGAGUCAAAAUCAAAGCAGUCUCGCCGAUCAUCUUGGAAACGAGAGGUUAAUAGAUUUUAUCGACCGGAAACCUAAUGUCCGGGAGAACUCCGAUCAUUCUCUCAAUCGGCAAAAUAGUUGCAUGGAGUUGAGUAGGUUCGAGAAGAAACUCAAUCGUAUAGAAAGAAACAAACCGGAUUUUGGAAUUGGAGGAUCGACUAGAUACGUGAAGGAAAGAACAUUCUCGGCGCGAUAUUCAAACACUAGCUCAACUAACCGUCUGCCUUUAGAUGAUCAAACAGUUUUUCCCGGCCGGCGAUCGAUAGAUGAAAAUCUUCUUCGUCGUCGGAGAUCUGACUCCACGUCCGAUACUACUCAAGACUCAGAGCCUGAUUCUAUCGACUUAAAUUACAGUAUUGGCUCACCUGUUAUAGGAAGAUCUGGAAUCGAAGUUGAUUCCAAGUAUCUACGAUCAAGUAUGAAACCCUCCAUGAAGAACACGAUAAAAAGAGCGAACUCAGGAAAUGGAACUACCAAAUGGUCGUUAUCACCGGGAAGAUCAGCUUUGUCGCCAAUGACGGUUGAGAGUAAAGAGAGGCCGAUGUCGAUUUCAAGCAUGAAGCCUCCAACAAGCCCAUCGAAGACGAAAGGAAUGGGGAAUCUGCUGAGUAAGGGUUUGGAAUUGUUCAAAAUCAAGAAAUCAUCAACUUCUUCAAAUGCUGUUGGCGUUGGUGAUGGUGUACACCAUCUUCGAUUGUUAAAUAAUCGUUUGGUUCAAUGGAGAUAUGUUAAUGCCAAAUGCGAGGUAGCUAAAAAGAAUGUAGCUAAUCAGGCUGAGAUGAAACUAAUACACGCAUCGGCUAGUCUAUUCAAACUUGAACAAUCGGUGAUGCAAAAGAGACAACAACUUGCGAAACAAAAAAUGGAGAUGAAGCUAAACUAUGUUCUUCAUUCUCAGAUUCGACUGCUGGAAUGUUGGGGAAACAUAGAAAGACAACAUAUAUCGUCAAUUUCCAAAAUCAAAGAGUCACUCCAUAGCGUUGUUUGUAAACUUCCCCUUGUUGAAGGAGCAACUUUGGAUACGAAUUCAGCUACCAUUAAUCUUCGACAGGCGUCUGAUCUUUCAACAUCGAUCAUGUCAUUGAUAUCGACUUUCUCACCCGAGGCGGAGAAAUCGGGUCCAAUACUAUGGGAAUUGGCUAAGGUGGUGACAGAAGAAAAACUUCUUUUGGAUGAGUUCUUGGAGCUUUACAUGACCAUUUCAAAGCUAGAGGCUCAUGAGAGGAGUUUAAGGUGUAACAUAAUUCAAAUGAAAUCACAGCAACAACCGAUAAACCGAAAGAUUCAAUAA